AUGUGGGAUACACUAGUGUGGUGCUAUGGUGGUGAUGCAGAAGUCAAAAAGGUCAAGUUGCAGUCCCUACGCAAGCAAUAUGAGAAUCUCAACAUGAAGAACAAUAAGAAGGUACCUUCACUUGAAGGGAAUAAGUAUUUUGUGUCAUUUAUGGAUGAGUUCACAAGAAUGACAUGGGUAGCACUCAUUGAUUUCAAACAUAAGGUGUUUCCUGAGUUCAAAAAGUUCAAAGUGAAGGUUGAAAAUCAAAGUGGACAAAGAUUGAAAUCCUCAAAACCGAUGGUGGAGAAGAAAAUCAUGUUGCUUAUAGGUAACCACAGUACAAGUGCUUAUAAGCUUUAUUUCCUUGUCGCCAACAAAGUUGAAGUCAGUAGAGAUGUCAUAAUGAAAGAAUCAGAAACAUGGGAUUUGAGCAAUUCUCAAUUCAACUUUAGUGCAAUAUCAACACUAGAGUCUGAUUCUGACUUUGAAGGAGAUUCUGCCUCUGAAGGAGAUUUUGCCUAUGAAGGUGAUUCUGACUCUGAAGGUGAGUCUGAAUCUGAAGAUGACUCUGACUCUGAAGAUGACUCUGACUCUGAAGGUGAAUAUGGCUCUGAAGAUGACUUUGACUUUGAGGGUGACUCUAAAUUUGAUGGUGGACCCGAAUCUGGAGGAGACCCAACCUCUGAAGUUCAUCCAACCUCUAAAGGUGGAGCUUCUAAAGCUGGUCCUGCUUUUGAAGUUGAGAUUUCACAUUUCUAA
This is a messenger RNA of Lathyrus oleraceus (garden pea), 741 nucleotides long. RefSeq names its product pheromone-processing carboxypeptidase KEX1-like. The record is from RefSeq and is a predicted model, not a curated record. Lineage: Eukaryota; Viridiplantae; Streptophyta; Magnoliopsida; Fabales; Fabaceae. The transcript is spliced from 3 exons. Bases 1 to 741 code for a protein of 246 amino acids.